Molecule: messenger RNA, 2307 nt
Organism: Naumovozyma castellii
Lineage: Eukaryota; Fungi; Ascomycota; Saccharomycetes; Saccharomycetales; Saccharomycetaceae
Gene: SDA1
Product: Sda1p
Exons: 1
Coding region: 1-2307 (768 amino acids)
Source: RefSeq, a predicted model, not a curated record
AUGGCUAAGCAAGGAAGAGCUGCCACGUUACCGAACAACAUUAUAUUGUUGCAGAACCUGGUCAAGAGAGACCCUGAAUCCUACCAUGAAGAAUUCCUACAACAAUACGCACAUUAUGAGUCUCUAAGAGAUAUCUUCUUGCUUCAAGGUGUCGGUAGUGACACCGUCAACGGUAUCGAGACCGGUUCAAACACCGUCAAUAUGACUGUCGAGUCCGAGAACGCUGUCGGGUCCACCGCCCAAUUAAUCGAAUUGAUUGGUUUUGUAUCCCAGGUGUGUUCAUGUUUCCCCAAGGAAACCGCUAAUUUCCCCAAUGAAUUAAGACAACUAUUAUUAGAUCAUCAUACAAUGUUACCCUUUGAAUUAAAAGAAAAAAUAUUGACUUCAUUAACCAUGUUACGUAACAAAGGUGUCAUUACACCUGAAGAAUUGAUUCAAACUUUAUUCCCUCUACUUGUUGCCUACUCAAACCAAGGUAAUUCUCUUGGUGUUAACUCACAUGCCAAGGAAUUAAGAUCUUUGGUAUACAAGGGUGUUGUUUCAUUGAUGAGAAGUUGUAACGUGGGAUCCAAGAAUCAAAAAUUGAAUAAAUCUACUCAGGCCAUUUGUUUCAACUUAUUAGAUGAAGGUGAUUCUAAAGGUAUUUGGGCCGCCAAGUUGACUCGUGAAUUAUGGAGAAGAGGUAUUUGGGAUGAUUCAAGAACUGUGGAAAUCAUGACUCAAUCUGCUCUACAUGAUGACGUUAAGAUUGCUCUAAGUGGUAUUAUGUUCUUCUUAGAUGCUGAUAGAGAACGUGAAGAGAAUUUCGAAGAAAAAUCUGAUGAUGAGGAUGAAAUUGAUGUGACAGCUUUAAGACAUCGUUUACAAAUUAAUAAGAAAUCUAGUAAGCGUGGUAAGAAAUUAGAAAAUGCUAUAAAGACUGUGAAGAAGAAGAAUAAGAAGAAUGCUAAUGGUAAUGAUGGAUCCAAUGGGUAUUUGAAUUUCAGUGCCAUGCAUUUAUUAAGAGAUCCACAAGGGUUUGCUGAAAGAUUAUUUAAAGAACAUCUUUCAGGGAAGAAAAGUAAUAAGUUUGAUAUGGAACAAAAAAUACACAUUAUGCAAUUGUUAUCACGUCUUAUUGGUACCCAUAAGUUGACUGUUUUGGGUAUAUAUACCUUUUUCUUAAAAUAUUUGACACCAAAGCAAAGAGAUGUGACUAAGAUUAUGGCUGCCUGUGCUCAAGCUUCUCAUGAUAUGGUUCCACCUGAAGUGUUAAACGUUAUGGUGAGAAAGAUUGCAGAUGAAUUUGUAUCAGAUGGUGUUGCCUCAGAGGUGGCUGCUGCUGGUUUAAAUACCAUUAGAGAAAUAUGUUCUCGUGCUCCAUUGGCAAUUGAAGAAACUUUAUUACAAGACUUAGUAGAAUAUAAGGGUUCCAAAGCUAAGGGUGUCAAUAUGGCUGCUAAGGGUUUAAUCUCAUUAUAUAGAGAAGUGGCCCCUGAAAUGUUAAAGAAGAAAGAUCGUGGUAAGACAGCCUCUUUGGAAUUACAAGCGAUGGCAAGAGAGGGUAAAGGCAGAUCUAAGAGACCACAAUUUGGUAUUCAAAAUGAUACACAAGGUAUUGCUGGUAUCGAAUUAUUAGCCAAAUGGAAGCGUGAUCAAGGUGGCGAGGACGUUAACGAGGAUGAAAGUAACGCCGCUAAUUGGGAAGUGGAUGGUGACGAUGAUGAAGAAAAUGGAUCUGAUAUUGAUGGUGACUGGGUCACUGUGGAGAGUGAUAAAGAAUAUGACGUUAAUAUGGAUGAUAGUGAUGGUGAAGAGACGAAGAAAACAAAGAAGAAGGAUGAAGGUGAUUCAGAUCUUGAAUUAAGUGACGAUGAUGAUGCUGAAAAUGCCAAGGAGGCGCCUAUAGAUGCUGAGACAGCAUUCCAAGAAUUAGCCUCCACAAGAAUCUUGACCCCUGCUGAUUUCGCCAAGUUGAAGGAGUUACGUACGGAGGAAAACGUAUCGAAGAUUAUGGGUGUGAAUAAGAAUCAUGGUGAGGAUAUAGUGGACGUGGAUAGACUAACGGGUCCAAUCAAGUACAAGCAAACAAGAGAGGAAAGAAUAGCUAAGGUGAUGGAGGGCCGUGAGGGACGUGAGAAGUUCGGUAGUAGACGUGGUAAACGUGAUCAACAGCGUUCCACCACGAAUCGUGAGAAGGAGAGAAGAAAGAACUUUGUCAUGGCGAUCCAUAAGAGAGCAGUGAGAGGGAAGCAAAAGAUGUCGCUAAGAGACAAGCAGAAGGUGUUACGUGCACACAUCACGAAGCAAAAGAAGAAGGGUCAUUGA